Armigeres subalbatus is the source of this 4317-nucleotide messenger RNA. It is a transcript of the gene eag, whose product is annotated as potassium voltage-gated channel protein eag. Gene Ontology annotation, biological process: regulation of membrane potential; potassium ion transmembrane transport. Lineage: Eukaryota; Metazoa; Arthropoda; Insecta; Diptera; Culicidae. Gene Ontology annotation, cellular component: plasma membrane. The record is from RefSeq and is a predicted model, not a curated record. Bases 520 to 3873 code for a protein of 1117 amino acids. Gene Ontology annotation, molecular function: voltage-gated potassium channel activity. The transcript has 18 exons.
UUCCUAUUUUUGUGAUUUUCAAGAAGUGAUAGUAGCAUUAAAAUAUGGUACAUUUCAAGCCGAAAUUUUUCAUUUUGCGAAUGUUAUUGAUUGAAUUUUCAUGGUACAUGUUAAGUGUUCAGUUUGUGUGACCUCUGGUCGAAGACGGUAAUUUUGGCUUUUAACCGAUUUGCCUGAAACAUUUCCAGAUCACUUAACGCCUAUGUGGAAUUGAAACUGUGCCAGUGAUGAUAUUCCAAAAGUUAUAUCUACGACGAUAUUGCCUAAAUAGUGCAGUGUGUUUGUGUAGUCGUGUCUAGUAAGCGAUUUGUGUUUAGCGAAAACAAAUAAAUCAAAAUCAUUUAUGUGUGCAUCGUGCUCGGCUCGAAUGAUUAGCAAAUGAAAAAUUCGUCGGAAAAUUCGAGCCAUAAACGUGUUAUGGAUACGGCGCGGAUUUGUAUUCACUGUGAGAGUGCUGACGGAUUUGGUGCACCAGAGGGGAUUUAGAAACUCAACUGCUGAACUCAACGUGGCCUCAAAAUGCCAGGGGGGAGAAGGGGGCUCGUUGCUCCACAGAACACAUUCCUAGAAAACAUCAUACGUCGGUCUAAUUCGCAGCCGGACAGUUCGUUCCUACUGGCUAAUGCUCAAAUCGUCGAUUUUCCAAUAGUCUACUGCAAUGAGGCCUUUUGUAAGAUUAGCGGCUACAACCGCGCGGAGGUUAUGCAGAAGUCGUGCAGAUGUGGCUUCAUGUACGGUGAGCUGACGGAGAAGGAAACUGUUGCACGAGUCGAAUACGCACUGGAGCACCAACAGCAUGACCAGUUUGAAGUCCUGCUGUAUAAAAAGAACAAAACGCCACUAUGGCUGUUGCUACAGGUGGCUCCCAUCAGAAACGAGAGGGAUUUGGUUGUGCUGUUCCUGCUCACAUUCCGUGACAUCACGGCACUCAAGCAGCCUAUCGACAGCGAGGAUACGAAGGGAGGGUUGUCGAAGUUUGCCAAACUGGCCCGAUCUGUUACGAGGAGUCGUCAAUUCAGUGCGCAUUUGCCUACGCUAAAGGAUCCAACCAAGCAAUCAAAUCUAGCUCAUAUGAUGUCAUUAAGUGCCGACGUUAUGCCACAGUACCGUCAGGAAGCGCCAAAAACACCGCCGCAUAUAUUACUGCAUUAUUGUGCAUUUAAAGCAAUCUGGGAUUGGGUGAUAUUGUGUUUAACAUUUUAUACUGCAAUUAUGGUACCAUACAAUGUAGCCUUCAAAAACAAGACAUCCGAGGAUGUGUCACUACUGGUAGUCGAUUCGAUAGUAGAUGUAAUAUUUUUCAUAGAUAUCGUAUUAAAUUUCCACACCACGUUCGUAGGCCCGGGUGGUGAGGUGGUUAGUGAUCCGAAGGUUAUUCGCAUGAAUUAUUUAAAAUCAUGGUUCAUCAUUGAUUUGCUUAGCUGUCUGCCAUACGAUGUCUUCAACGCUUUCGAUCACGAUGACGACGGCAUUGGAUCGCUCUUCAGUGCAUUGAAAGUAGUUCGAUUGUUACGAUUGGGACGAGUCGUAAGGAAGCUGGACCGUUACUUGGAGUACGGGGCGGCGAUGUUGAUUCUGCUGUUAUGCUUCUACAUGUUGGUGGCCCACUGGUUAGCGUGCAUUUGGUACUCGAUUGGUCGCAGCGAUGCCGACAACGGGGUUCAGUACAGUUGGCUCUGGAAGCUGGCGAAUGUCACGCAAAGUCCGUACUCGUACAUCUGGUCCAACGAAUCUAAUGCCCCGGAACUGGUCAAUGGACCGUCAAGGAAAACGAUGUACGUUACGGCGCUCUAUUUCACGAUGACAUGUAUGACAUCGGUUGGAUUCGGAAAUGUGGCGGCCGAGACGGACAACGAGAAGGUAUUCACUAUCUGCAUGAUGAUAAUUGCAGCACUCCUGUACGCCACAAUUUUCGGUCAUGUUACCACAAUUAUCCAGCAAAUGACAUCCGCCACCGCAAAGUACCAUGACAUGCUGAACAACGUGCGGGAGUUUAUGAAGCUGCACGAAGUCCCCAAGGCGUUGAGUGAGCGGGUCAUGGAUUAUGUGGUUUCCACGUGGGCAAUGACCAAAGGGCUGGACACGGACAAGGUUUUGAACUAUUGUCCCAAGGACAUGAAGGCAGAUAUUUGUGUGCAUCUGAACCGGAAGGUAUUCAACGAGCAUCCGGCCUUCCGAUUAGCGUCAGACGGUUGUUUGCGAGCGCUUGCCAUGCACUUUUGUAUGUCCCAUUCAGCGCCAGGUGAUCUGCUGUACCAUACGGGUGAAAGCAUCGAUAGUUUGUGCUUCAUAGUCACCGGGAGCCUGGAGGUGAUCCAGGACGACGAAGUGGUCGCCAUUCUCGGAAAGGGCGACGUGUUCGGUGACUCCUUUUGGAAGGACUCUGCGGUCGGUCAAAGUGCGGCCAACGUGCGAGCGUUAACUUACUGUGAUUUACAUGCGAUAAAACGAGACAAACUACUCGAAGUAUUAGAUUUUUACCAAGCUUUUGCUAAUAGUUUUGCAAGGAAUUUAAUUUUAACGUAUAAUUUAAGGCAUCGAUUGAUAUUUAGGAAAGUAGCAGAUGUGCGGAGGGAAAAGGAGCUGGCCGAGCGAAGAAAGAACGAACCCCAGCUGGGCUCUAGCCAAGACCACCUGGUAAGAAAAAUAUUUUCAAAAUUUAGAAGAGCUCAGCAAAAUGCACAAGGACCAAAGGAACAAACUGGCUCCACUCAGAGCGACGUUGAGAAAGGAGAUACAGAUACAGACAAAGUGAAGCUACCAGCCAAGCUUACACUAACCGAAGACUCUCGCGUCCUUACAACCGUCCCAUCUCCGUCACCAUCACCGUCGCCUUCUUCGGGACCUCCAUCGGCGAAAGGGGCCCGAGCAAGCAAAUGGGGCCGCCUGUUGGGUAGCUCCAGUGUCGAUUCGGCCAGCGAUACAAGCACAAAGGUAGCCGUGUCUAGAAGUUUAAGUGCACGUGAGAGUUUGCGUGAAAGUGCACAAGGUAGAGCAAGUAGUAGCUCAAGUAGUAACGGCGGUCAAGGCAAUAAGAUAUUCCCCAAGACACCGAAGCUAACUCCAAACCCUGCGACAUUGGCGCGGCAGGAUACAAUCGAUGAAGGAGGAGAGGCGGACCAAACGCCCAAUCGGGAACGGCCGAACGUAGUGCACAUCGAGCGCGAGCCAGUGAAAGCACCUUCCCUGGAGCGCCAACCAACGGAGAGGGACCGACUGCUGGACACGAGUACAACUACGACCCGGGAUCGUGAACGGGAACGGGAUCGAGAACGCGAACGUGAACGAGAACGGGAGCGAGAAAGGGAGCGUGAACGCGAUAGGCACAUGGAACGUAAUUUGUCAUUCGAACGGGAACGGCAGAUCGAAAUGGCACAAUCCAGGGCGACAACGUCCGAUACCUACGAUACGGGACUUCGAGAGCAGCCCUCAACAUUGGCACAGCGAGAUCUGAUAGCGACAGUACUGGAUAUGAAAGUAGAUGUCCGCUUGGAAAUGCAGCGGAUGGCACAAAGGAUGAGUAAAAUAGAGGAUCUAAUAGGUGACCUUAUCAGCCGGAUACAAGUUGAUUCCUCUGGACAGAGUUCUCCAGGCGAUAUGACCGGCACCAAUUUGGUGCCGACGUCGACGGCAGGCACAAACCCCUCCAGUUCUAACAACCCUUCGACAAGCAAUCUGAAUCCGGUGUCUUCUCUGGUGGGACCAGCUACCCCCUUGGGGUCCGGCGGUAACGGACUUGGACCCAUUCUGUUGCGGAAACGAAGGUCCAAAAGUCGGAAAGCACCUGCCCCGCCCAGACAAAGUCCCGAACAAACCCGACUGCUGGAUACCGAUCUGCCAUCGUCAUCCACCCGGAAGCGUGAAUUUCUCUAGCCCCGGAUUCUACUGCGUCAUCAAUCAGACAACUUGAACGAUCAGUAGUGGUUCAGUUCGCACCUGUUUCCCCCACCCUGCAAAACGUGAUCUGCUUGAUGGCGUUCUCCCAUGCACACGGCGUUAAAUUUUUACCCUUGAUCGGUUUGAUGUGUGUUUCAAUUGCUUUUUUUUUUCUGAAAAUUGUUUUCGAUAAUAUUUUCUAAAAGCGGUGCGAACAUAAAUGUAGUUGAUGAUGAAAUAGUGUCAUUAAGAUUGCACUUAACGUAUUCAUGAUGGACGAAACUUCAAAACCACGCGUAACGUAAGAAUAAGACCAGAGAACCACGCGACACAUACGGUAUAUGUUUUCCUGAAGUUCCAACCACUUAGGGGAACUGUUCCGCUCUCCAUUUUACUGAACAUAUAUUCAUCUCAUCGCAAAACAGAGAAAUACAGCACCAA